CGUUUUCUUAGUUUUCAUGAAAGUGAUCAGCUUUUCUUUAUAUAUUUUCCCAAGUAAUCAAUUGGAAUGAGCAAAAAACAGAGACAACAAUGAAACAUCAAGAGCAAGCUCGUUUCUUGUUUGGGCUUUCGCUUUCUGAUAGACCUAAAUGGCAACAGUUUCUUAUUUGCACUUCUGGGUUCUUCUUUGGUUAUCUUGUCAAUGGCAUUUGUGAGGAAUAUAUACAAUAGACUACAGUUCAGCUAUGGAUGGUACUUCACAUUUGUCCAAGGAUUUGUGUACCUUUUUCUGAUUUAUUUUCAAGGCUUCACUCCAAAGAAAAUGGUGAAUCCAUGGAAGACUUAUGUAAAACUCUCUGCAGUUCUUAUGGGUUCUCAUGGGCUCACAAAGGGGUCUUUGGCUUUUCUCAACUAUCCAGCACAGCUUAUGUUUAAAUCCACCAAGAUUCUUCCUGUGAUGGUAAUGGGUGCCUUCAUACCUGGUUUAAGACGGAGAUAUUUAGUUCAUGAAUAUGUUUCUGCAAUAUUCUUGGUUCUGGGUUUGAUUCUUUUCACCUUGGCUGAUGCACAUACUUCCCCAAACUUCAGUGUGAUUGGUGUAAUGAUGGUGAUCGGCGCUAUAAUAAUGGAUGCUUUUCUGGGCAACUUGCAAGAAGCUAUCUUUACCCUAAACCCUGAAACAACACAGAUGGAAAUGCUGUUUUGCUCGACUGUCGUUGGUUUGCCAUUAUUGGUCCCUCCCAUGGUUUUAACAGGAGAAGUAUUCAAAGCAUGGAAUUCAUGUUCAGAGCAUUUAUAUGUGUAUGGCGUGUUGGUCUUUGAAGCCAUUGCCACAUUCAUUGGUCAAGUUUCAGUCCUUUCCUUGAUUGCCAUUUUUGGUGCAGCCACUACAACAAUGGUGACAACUGCAAGAAAGGCAGUGACUUUAUUACUGUCAUACAUGAUAUUUACCAAGCCAUUGUCCGAGCAGCAUGGGACUGGACUUCUACUUAUAGCUAUGGGGAUCACCUUGAAACUCUUGCCAUUUGAUAUCAAACCAGUUUACAAAAGAGUCUCGACCUCAUCAUCUUCAUCUGCAAAUGGAAAACAGGAAACUCUUUUACUGGUGAAAUUGAAGAGGAAAAACCCCAUGGUCUAA
Messenger RNA from Hibiscus syriacus, 1137 nucleotides. RefSeq names its product UDP-galactose/UDP-glucose transporter 4-like. The record is from RefSeq and is a predicted model, not a curated record. The transcript has 7 exons. Gene Ontology annotation, biological process: transmembrane transport. NCBI's taxonomy places the organism in Eukaryota, Viridiplantae, Streptophyta, Magnoliopsida, Malvales, Malvaceae. Bases 202 to 1137 code for a protein of 311 amino acids. Gene Ontology annotation, molecular function: transmembrane transporter activity. Gene Ontology annotation, cellular component: endoplasmic reticulum membrane; Golgi membrane.